Rubroshorea leprosula is the source of this 2479-nucleotide messenger RNA. Lineage: Eukaryota; Viridiplantae; Streptophyta; Magnoliopsida; Malvales; Dipterocarpaceae. The record is from the annotation of a GenBank genome assembly.
CAAAAAACAAGAAAAGAAAAAUUAAAAACCAUGAACGAUUUUGUCUAUGGAUCGAGUCUUGGUGAGUACAAUGAGCUUAUGAAGCCGGUAUGGACCGCUGUAUGCCAUAUGGAUACGGUGCCAAAGGUCAAGCACUUUCUUUGGAAAUUCAUUUGGGAAAUUUUACCAACUAGACUGGUUUUGCAGAAUCGGGGCGUGGAUUGUGCUAGAUCUUGUUGCAUAUGUAAACAGGCGGAGGAAUACCCUUACCAUAUUUUUUUCGCCUGUCAUUGGAGCAAGCAAGUUUGCGUAGGUUCUUGUCCUUUCUUUGUUAUUGGCAACAUCAAGCCUGAAGAGUAUCUUGAUGACUUCUUGAACUCCUUUCUUAAGCUCAACAGAGAGCAGAAGGAAUGGAUUGCUGUUACAUUAUGGUGCAUAUUGAACAACCGAAACCGUUGCCUCUUUCAGUCUAGUAGCUCCAAACCAGAUUUUAUUGUCACGUGGAUCUCCAAAUAUAUCAAAGAGUACACUACAGCAGCUGACACAUAUGCUGCUAUCCUACAAAACCAAAACACCACCGGCUUGGGAGUAGUCUUAUGGAACAGUGAAAGAAUAGUUUUAGGGGCUGGGUUACGAACGUGCACUUUUCAAGGGACGAUUCUUCAAGCAGAGGUUAUGGCCAUAGAGUUUGCAUUGCAAUUUGGGAAGGAAUUUGGUUGCAAAAAAAUUGAAAUUGAAUUUGAAUUUGACAGUGUCCAAGCUGUUGCUAUUACAAACUCCUCUAAAGACUGUUAUUUGCCUUUCAAAACUAUCAUUGCGGAUCUCCGAGCAAGAAAGUCUAGCUUUGAUUUUCUCAGCAUUAAGCAUGUUAAGAGAAGUUGUAAUGAGUUGGCUCACAAACUAGCUCAUCUUUUGUCACCAUCGUCACCUUGGAAGGGUGUUUGGGUUGAUUCUCUAUCCAAAACUUUAUUCCCAUUGAACACCCACACGCACAGAGAUACAGAUAUGGGUUUUGGUAGAACCAACGCAUCUACGUCGGCCGAUUCCGGCCACGAUGCGGAUGCGGGUCCAUCAACUUCGACGGGUCCACGGCGCUUUCCGUCGGCAGCACAGCCGGAGAUCAUGAGGGCGGCGGAGAAGGACGACCAAUAUGCUUCUUUCGUUUACGAUGCCUGCCGCGAUGCCUUUCGCCAUCUUUUUGGUGCGAGAAUCGCAGUGGCUUACCAGAAUGAGGCAAGACUUCUGGGACAAAUGCUUUAUUAUGUCUUGACAACAGGUUCUGGGCAGCAAACGCUGGGGGAAGAAUACUGUGAUAUAACCCAGGUUGCAGGACCUCAUGGCCUUUCACCAACACCGGCUAGACGUGCUCUAUUCAUUGUCUUUCAGACAGCAGUUCCUUAUAUUGCAGAAAGAAUUAGUUCUAGAGUUGCAUCCCAAGCCAUAACCCUUUCUGAGUCACAGACUGAUGAUCUGUACAGUAACAAUGCUCCUGAAGAUAGUCAGGUCCAGUUGUCCACAAGAACUGAAAUUCCAUCUUCCUCUGAAUCAAGGACAUCAGUUUUUGCAGUCUCAAGGUUGAAAGAGAAGCUGAAUGGACUAUGGUUGCAUGUAGUUCGGAGAUGGCCAACGAUGCUGCCCAUGGCUCGUGAAGUUUUGCAAUUGGUUCUACGUGCUAACCUCAUGUUCUUCUACUUUGAAGGUCUCUAUUAUCAUAUAUCAAAACGUGCAGCCGGCAUCCGUUAUGUAUUCAUUGGAAAACCAUCGAAUCAGAGGCCCAGGUAUCAAAUACUGGGUGUAUUCCUUUUAAUUCAGCUAUGCAUCAUUGCUGCUGAAGGCUUGCGACGGAGUAACUUAUCUUCAAUUGCAAGUUCAAUUCACCCGGCCUCCAUAGGGUCUCACCAAAUUUCAGCAGGGCGAGGUUUGCCCGUGUUAAAUGAAGAAGGGAAUUUGAUAUCUUUGGAACCAGAGAAGGGUAGUUGGGCUUCAGAACCAACUUCAGAGUCAACAAGUGUGGUCAGCAAAUGCACCUUGUGCUUGAGUACUCGCCAACAUCCAACAGCUACACCUUGUGGUCAUGCAUUCUGCUGGAACUGCAUCAUGGAAUGGUGCAAUGAAAAGCCUGAAUGCCCUCUUUGCCGUACUCCGAUCACUCAUUCAAGCCUGGUUUGUUUAUAUCAUUCAGACUUCUAAGCCUGUAAUUAGAAUUCUACAUCAUUCUCAUAAGUUAGUUCUUGAGGGAACUGAAGUUAAAAAAAGGUUGAGAUCAAGCACUUUGAUCAUGCAAAGCAUUUUUGUUGAAAACUAGAGAAUAGGGGGUCAGAAUACUGAUUGAAUCUGUACCUGCAACAACAAUUUUGUAUCAGUAGCUAGUUCUUGAAAGCAGCCUUUUCAAGUAACAAGUAACGACCCAACGUUGUAAUAACCUUCCAUAUGUCUUGUAUUUUAUUUAACUUUUUCCCUUGAGAACACAGGAAAUACGUAAUAACAUUUGAUCUUGGUA